Molecule: messenger RNA, 1203 nt
Organism: Rotaria sp. Silwood2
Lineage: Eukaryota; Metazoa; Rotifera; Eurotatoria; Philodinida; Philodinidae
Source: the annotation of a GenBank genome assembly
AUGAAUAAUCGAUAUCGGUGUAAUACAAUACCGAUCAGUAUCUAUUCUUGUCAAUUAUCAGUUGAACCUAUAAAGCAACGCUUAGUUGAACCUAUUUUUCAGGCUUAUAUAAAAAAACCGAAUUUAAAAGUAAUUCAUUGUCUAUCCAAUAAAUGUGAUAAUUGUUUAAAUGAAUAUUUUGAAAAAAAUCUUCAACUAAGUUAUAAUCAACGUUUUCAAAAUCAUAAAGAUACCUUAGAAAUGGGUCGACCAAAUGCUGUUGUAACAUCGCCGAAUAUAACUAUAAAUGAUGAUCAAAUGAUGUAUAUGCAAGAUGAUGCUAUAAAAAAAUUACAAAAUGAAAAAAAAGAAAUUCGAAAACGAUAUGCACUUAUGCAAAUGAAUGAUAGUGUUUUUAUCCUUGGUGGUUAUAUUGUUGAUGCUAAAACAGGACAAAAAAAAGCACCAGAAAAUGAUUAUAUUUACAAUAACAACACCAAAGAAUUAAUUUCGCUUCCUCCAAUACCGGGUAAUGGUCGUAUGGGUUUUGGUUUAGCAGCAACUGAUGAUAGUAAAAUUAUUGGUGUUGGUGGACAUAAUUUUAAUUAUGAAACAAUGUCAAAUGUCACUAUGCUUGAUACAAAACUAGAUAAAUUCGAAUGGAGAAAUUUACCAAACAUGCCUAAUGGUAGCAUUGGCCCAGGUGUUAGUGUUAUUGAUAAUGUUUUGUAUGUAAUUGGUGGAUUUGAUUUUAUUGGACAUGAGAUUGUAUGUAAUGGCGACGUACUUUUAAUGGAUCUUGAAAAAAAAGAAUGGAAAACACUAGCUGAUCUUCAGCCUCCAAGAGCUAGACCAUUAAUAAGUAUAAUUGAUAAUACAGACUCACCAACAUUAAUUGUUGCUGGUGGGUAUAAUUUUGAUGAAAAAGGAAAAGCUGUACCUUAUGGUAAAAUUGAAGAGUAUGAUAUGGAAAAGAAAAAAUGGAAAGUUAUAGUAGACAUUCCUGAUUUUAAAACAAGCAAUGGUCUUGCAACUAAAAAUAAUAAAUUAUAUUUAAUGGAUAGUACAAAUGAAACAGGUGAGAAUCAGAUAAUUAAAGAAUAUAAUCUAUUAACACGUAAAUGGGAAAGACCACAUGAUAUGAAACAAUCUAGUGAUCAUCAUAAUAAAAAGAGUCAAUCAAAAAUUAAAAACGAAGAAUCUGAUUCAAACGAAAAUAGAUAA